Messenger RNA from Hipposideros armiger (great roundleaf bat), 4796 nucleotides. RefSeq names its product Ras and Rab interactor 2 (gene RIN2). Gene Ontology annotation, cellular component: cytosol; endocytic vesicle. Gene Ontology annotation, biological process: signal transduction; vesicle-mediated transport. Lineage: Eukaryota; Metazoa; Chordata; Mammalia; Chiroptera; Hipposideridae. The transcript has 12 exons. Gene Ontology annotation, molecular function: small GTPase binding; guanyl-nucleotide exchange factor activity. Bases 568 to 3264 code for a protein of 898 amino acids. The record is from RefSeq and is a predicted model, not a curated record.
AGUCCAGGCAGUGGAGCCUCAGCGCCUGUCCUCAGUGGCUCUGUAGAAUGGGCUGGAAAGCCAACCUUCAACAGACUUUUUACGCGACAGUCAAGGUAGCCUGAAGCCUGGCCGGAUGACUCAGGGAGUCCUUUGUGCUGAAAUUUCAGGAUAGACCUUCACCCCAGCAGUCACUUUUGGGGCCACAAGGGAGCCACAGCUAGGUCUAAAGUGGCAGAGCCUGGUGUUUCUGGAGAGUGAGGAAUAAUCACUUCCUGCCUUUGUCCUUUAGUGACUGGAGCAACCAGCUUCGUUUACAUUCCUUCAGUGGUGUUAUUGAAGAGGCUUGGCAGCUCCAAAAUGUUUGCAGUGUCCUUUAGUCCCAUUAGGACUUUUUUUUUUUUCCGCUAGCUUUUAGCUAGCAUCUGGAAAGAUCCACUGAACACACUGGGCUGAUUUUUCAAGAAUCCACUUUACCCUUGAAGGAAACCCGGAAAGGAGCAAGCUUCCACCAUCUAACUCUGGAGGAAUUGUACAGCCUCUCAAACUACGGAGUCCCAGGCAUGCAGUAGAGCCUCACUGGUGGAAAUGUCAGCUUGGACCAUGGGUACCCGCAGUUUGGACAAGCGAGGAAGUUUCUUUAAGCUCAUUGACACAAUCGUCUCGGAGAUCGGAGAACUGAAACAGGAGAUGGUGCAAACAGAUGUCAGCUUGGAAAAUGGCCUGGAACCCACUGAAGCCCACAGCAUGGUAAGACACAAGGACGGUGGCUAUUCUGAGGAAAACGAUGUGAAAACCUGUCCCCGGUACUCUGGCUAUGACAGCCUCUCCAACAGGCUCAGCAUUUUGGACCGGCUUCUUCACACCCACCCCAUAUGGCUGCAACUGACUCUGAGUGAGGAGGAGGCGGCGGAAGUCCUACAGUCCCAGCCUCCGGGGAUCUUUCUGGUUCGUAAAUCCACCAAAAUGCAGAAGAAAGUAAUUUCACUUCGCCUGCCCUGUGAAUUUGGAGCCCCACUCAAGGAAUUUGCCAUAAAGGAAAGCACAUACACCUUUUCCCUGGAAGGCUCAGGAAUCAGCUUUGCGGAUUUAUUCCGGCUUAUUGCUUUCUACUGCAUCAGCAGGGAUGUUCUGCCGUUUACCUUGAAGUUGCCUUAUGCCAUUUCAACAGCCAAGACGGAGGCUCAGCUUGAAGAACUAGCCCAGCUGGGACUAAAUUUUUGGAGCUCUCCAGCUGACAACAAACCCCCAAACCCUCCACCUCCCCAUAGGCCUCUCUCCUCAGACGGUGUUUGUCCUGCCUCCCGUCAGCUCUGCCUUAUAAAUGGAGUGCAUUCUAUAAAAACCAGGACGCCUUCAGAGCUGGAGUGCAGCCAGACCAACGGAGCCCUGUGUUUUAUUAAUCCUCUUUUCUUGAAAGUGCACAGCCAGGACCUCAGUGGAGGCCUGAAGCGGCCCUGCACAAGGACUCCCAACGCGAAUGGCACUGAGAGGCCUCGGUCCCCCCCACCCAGGCCCCCGCCACCGGCUAUUAAUAGUCUGCACACAAGCCCUCAGCUGUCCAGGACUGAAACCCCGGCGAGUAUGCCAGAAACAGUCAACCAUAACAAACAUGGGAACAUAGCUCUGCUUGGAACGAAACCAACCCCCAUCCCUCCACCCCGGCUGAAGAAGCAGGCUUCUUUUCUCGAGGCAGAAGGCGGCGCAAAGACCUUGACCGGCAACCGGCCUUGCCGGGGCCGGGAGCAGGAGCCUGAGCAGGAGCCCGGCACAGCUGGCAGCCCAGGUGGCGCCCCGCCUGCAGAGGCCCAGGGGGAUUGCACAAGCGCGGAGCCUGCCAGCUCUGAAUCACGGCCCCCGUGGCAUGGAGGCAGACAGAGGCUCAGCGACAUGAGCAUUUCCACUUCCUCCUCCGACUCGCUGGAGUUCGACCGCAGCAUGCCCCUGUUUGGCUACGAGGCCGAUACCAACAGCAGCCUGGAGGACUAUGAAGGGGAGAGUGACCAGGAGACCAUGGCCCCCCCAAUCAAGUCCAAAAAGAAGAGGAACAGCUCCUUCGUGCUGCCCAAGCUUGUCAAGUCCCAGCUCCGUAAGAUGAGCGGAGUGUUCAGCUCUUUCAUGACCCCGGAGAAGCGCAUGGUCCGCAGGAUCGCUGAGCUGUCCCGGGACAAAUGCACCUAUUUCGGCUGCCUGGUGCAGGACUACGUGAGCUUCCUUCAGGAGAACAAGGAGUGCCAUGUGUCCAGCACGGACAUGCUGCAGACCAUCCGGCAGUUCAUGACCCAGGUGAAGAACUACUUGUCUCAGAGCUCAGAACUAGACCCCCCCAUUGAGUCGCUGAUACCCGAAGACCAAAUAGAUGUGGUGUUGGAAAAAGCCAUGCACAAGUGCAUCUUGAAGCCCCUGAAGGGACACGUGGAGGCCAUGCUGAAAGACUUCCACGUGGCUGAUGGCUCAUGGAAACAACUCAAGGAGAACCUGCAGCUCGUGCGGCAGAGGAAUCCACAGGAGCUGGGGGUCUUCGCCCCAACCCCUGAUUUUGUGGAUGUGGAGAAAAUUAAAGUCAAAUUCAUGACUAUGCAGAAGAUGUAUUCACCUGAAAAGAAAGUCAUGCUGCUGUUGAGGGUCUGCAAGCUUAUUUACACUGUCAUGGAGAACAACUCAGGGAGGAUGUAUGGCGCUGACGACUUUCUGCCAGUCCUGACCUAUGUCAUAGCUCAGUGUGACAUGCUGGAACUGGACACGGAAAUCGAGUACAUGAUGGAGCUCUUAGACCCUUCACUGUUACACGGAGAAGGAGGUUAUUACUUGACAAGCGCCUAUGGGGCACUUUCUCUGAUAAAGAAUUUCCAAGAAGAGCAAGCUGCGAGACUGCUCAGCUCAGAGACCAGAGACACCCUGAGGCAGUGGCACAAACGGAGAACCACCAACAGGACCAUCCCCUCAGUGGAUGACUUUCAGAAUUACCUCCGAGUUGCAUUCCAGGAGGUCAACAGUGGCUGCACGGGGAAGACCCUCCUUGUGAGACCUUAUGUCACCACCGAGGAUGUGUGUCAGCUCUGUGCGGAGAAGUUUAAGGUGGGGGACCCUGAGGAGUACAGUCUCUUCCUCUUUGUUGAUGAAACGUGGCAGCAGUUGGCAGAGGACACUUACCCUCAAAAAAUCAAAGCUGAGUUGCACAGCCGGCCACAACCCCACAUCUUCCACUUUGUCUACAAGCGCAUCAAGAAUGAUCCUUACGGCAUCAUUUUCCAGAAUGGGGAAGAAGAUCUCACCACCUCGUAGAGACACACAGGACUGUGAAGUGGUGCCUUCAAAGGGGGGUUAGGAACUUGCCUUGUGGCUUCCAUGUGCUUGUGCUUGAAAGGCAGUCACCUCCUUGGGGACCCCUCAGUUCAGUGACUAAGCCAUCCACAGGCCAACUUGGCCGAGGGCAUCUUUAGCCACAUUGCCCUGAGGUUCGUGAAACAGUAGGAUUCUCCUUCAGAGAUGGAGAAUUGCAUUUGAUGGUUCAAGUGUCCGAGAAUGCUUGCUACCUAUCGCAGCCAGGUUCUAGGUGGGCUCACAUGUAUGUACAUGUACCAAAUAAACAUCUAAGGCACAAGCUCUUCUAUUGAAUUCAACAGCAGGCGUUUGACAAGACUGGCCGAUGCAGUGCGUCAGGUACUUCUCAGUUCUGUGGAUGGCUCCAUCCUUUCAUUCCUUUCUUUUCCCUUUUCUUCCUUUCCCUUUUCUUAUCUUCCUUUCUUUUUUUUUUUUUUUAUAAAGAGCCUUUGUUUUUGUAUAUUUCAUAGAAAUUUUUAUAGCAGUUGCAGGUAAACUGUCAGGAUUGGUUUUUAAAAUAUUUUUGUAACUUUAAAAUAUUCUAUAAUUAUGCAUGUGAUUUUAACAUUUAAUAUUCAUAAAGAAAUCUCUUGCUGGAUUUGAGAGUAUUGCAUUUUAAAAGUCUCUCUUCUGUAACUGGAUGUUUCAGCAACUUUGUGAGGAGAGACUGCUGGAUUUCUUAAAUUGAUGUAUUACUGACACUGGCCACAGAAUGCCUUUGAAAAUCUGAUGUACUGUUACCUUGUUGACGCUCAGUUGUAUUGUGCUGUUAUGUGUUUUAACCAAGUGAUGCUGAGGACCAGGAAAGAAAUGAAUGUAGAGAGAGGUCGAGAGAGAAAUACAGACUCUAACGAAGAACUAAGGAGUGUAGUCUGCUGGUUCAGGCUCCUCCAAGGAAGUGGGAAAAGGAGAUGGAAGAAACCAUCUAUGCUAAGAAUACUGUAAAUAUGCAAUGAGAUUUGGCAAAAUCUACCCCAUGUUAUUUGCUUUUGGAAACAAUUUUGAAAAAAACAAAGAAAAAAAAAUAAGGAUGAAACUUUUAUUUUCCUUUCCCACGUAAGUCAAAACCAACAGCAUCAAAUUAUUUGGGGCAGAAAUUAAGUAAUAUGUAAUAUGACUUUCCCUGAGUUAAAUAAGAUGCUGUUUGGCAAAAAGUUUGCACCAAAAAGUCCAUCUGCAUUAUAAGAAUGUUUGGUGAAGUUAAAUUUAUGUUUUGUGAAACCUGUUUGGGAGUGCACAAAGUGUGAGGAUCUUGUAUCAAUGUAACACAGGUAGUUACAAAAACAUGUUAUUGUACUGUGUAAAGAUGCCUAGUCAUCUGAUUUGGUUGGCUUUGUACCUUGUUCCUUUGUUAACUUUUGUGAUCCAUCUAGAACCCUCAGCACAUACCGUGUUGUACUUCCUUUUGUAAAUGAUUUUUAAAUGGAAUUUUGCACAUAAUACAUUGUAAUGCUGUACGAUAAUUGUGUGUGAAAAUAAUUUUUGAAAUAGUC